Cannabis sativa is the source of this 1516-nucleotide messenger RNA. RefSeq names its product protein SRG1-like. The record is from RefSeq and is a predicted model, not a curated record. NCBI's taxonomy places the organism in Eukaryota, Viridiplantae, Streptophyta, Magnoliopsida, Rosales, Cannabaceae. Bases 178 to 1263 code for a protein of 361 amino acids. The transcript has 4 exons.
UAAUUUUUAUUUUUUUUUUUGUAUACAUCCACAUGAGCCUCAGAUCCUUCAUUGCAUGUGGCACUAUAUAAAUAUAGGUUGGAUAUAUCUAUAUUAUAUAUUGGUCAUCACCUCUUCAAAAACAAAAUCAUCUCAAACUAAUAUCAACUCUUCAAAAAAAUCUCAAAUUAAUCAAUAAUGGAGUUUAAAAGUUGCAGUUUGAUUGUGCCAAGUGUGCUUGAAAUGACAAAAGAUCCCAAUAUGGUGACAGUUCCAAGUAGAUACAUCCAACUUGAACAAGAUCAAUUAGAUGAAGCCAAUAUUGAUCUCAAUUCUUCUUCUGAUGAUUUCCCAGUUAUCAACUUCGAAAACUUGUCAUUGCCAAUGUCUCAUCAUAACUCACAACUCUAUGAAUCUGAACUCACUAAGCUUGACUUAGCAUGCAAGAACUGGGGCUUCUUCCAGCUGGUAAAUCACGGUGUAAGUAAUUCUGUGGUAGAAAAAAUGAAGGAAGAAGUGAAAAAAUUGUUCGAAUUGCCAAUAGAGGAGAGGGAAAAGCUAUGGCAAAGGCCGGGAGAAGUAGAAGGUUUUGGUCACACUUUUGUUUUUAACGACCAACAAAAAGUUAAUUGGAAAGAUGACUUGUUUCUCUUUACCUUACCACAUGCAUUGAGAAACCCUAAUUUAUUUCCCAAUCUCCCUUCUUCAUUGAGGGAAAUUUUGGAAAUUUAUUCAUCAGAUUUGGCAAAGCUAGCCAAAAGUAUAAUCUCCCAAAUGGAAAAAGUUCUUGGAAUAGAAAACAAAGAAAUUUUAAGGUUAGUUGAAUUUGAUGGAAUGCAAUCAAUAAAUAUGAUCAACUACCCUCCAUGCCCUCAACCAGAGAAAGUUAUAGGUGUGAAACCUCACUCUGAUACUGUGAUCCUUACCAUUCUCCUUCAAGCCAACCAAGUAGAAGGCCUCCAAGUAAAGAAAGAUGGCAAGUGGGUCCUUGUGAAGCCUCUCCCAAAUGCUUUUAUUGUCAAUGUAGGAGAUAUACUAGAGAUUUUAACAAAUGGACUAUAUCCUAGCAUUGAGCACAGAGUUGUAGUAAACCCUAAGGAGGAAAGGCUCUCAAUUGCUACAUUUCUUAAUCCAAAUUUAAAAUAUGAUAUAGGCCCAGCCUCAAGCUUGAUCACUCCACAAAAUCCUCCCAAAUACAAAACAGUUACAAAUAAAGAAUAUGUGAAGGGUACAUUUUCCAGUGAACCUGAUGGAAAAGCUUAUCUUGAUAUUAUGAAAUUGUAAUUAAGCUUAAUUAAUUACAUGUACUGAAGGACUUGAAUCAAUAAUCAGUUUAUUAUUAAGAUAUUUCUUUAAUAAAAUAAUAAAUCAAGAGAUUGUUCUUGAGGUGGAUUUUAUCCUUGCUACAAAGGCAAAAGAUACAUUACUAGUUACUAGUUACUAGUUGCUAGUAAAGUAAUAAUGCCUUUAUUCUUAAAAUUAUGUAAUAUGUUAUUCAUAUUAAAUAAUGUAAACUUUAUUAGAAGGCUUUCUUUGA